AUGUGCCCCAUGGCGACCAUUAUUAUUACCACAUUUACGACUCUGACUCGACGCUUGUCGUCGCUUCUAAUGUGCUUAAGGCGGCGUCAUCGCACUUGGCAUCAUCAUACAACGCUGGACAAAGAGCUGGGUUGGGGCAAGGGAAGAGAAGCUUGUGUGGCUCAUGUGACAUUCACGAAUCUGAAGUGCAAUGCCACAGACAGGAAUAUUGGCGAGUUUGACUAUUGUUAUAUCAAGGCUGUGAAUCGUACUCACAAAUACGUCAGUGUGUACUUUAAACUCUAUCAAAGGCCCUUAUCUAAUAUUACGCUUAACAUUAAGGUCUUUCGCAAGAGUAAUGGAUAUCAACCAUUUAUUCCUACUAUCAACAUUGAUCUUUGCAAGUUUCUGAUAAAUCAGAAACAUCCCUUCAUGAUAAUAUUCUACAAAAUUACGAAGCAGUACUCAAAUAUUAAUCACACAUGUCCUUAUAUUACCGACGUAUAUGUUGACAAGAUGUAUACGGGAAAUUUGGAAUCGGAUUUUAUGCGAUAUAUACCCAUACCUGAAGGGGACUAUCUGAUUCGCCUUGAAUUUCAAUACAACAAAGCGGAGUAUCUCAACAUUAGUCUAUACAGUAAAGUUUUGAAAUAAAUUGGACCCAGCGAUAC
Drosophila grimshawi is the source of this 650-nucleotide messenger RNA. RefSeq lists its product as uncharacterized. The record is from RefSeq and is a predicted model, not a curated record. Bases 1 to 633 code for a protein of 210 amino acids. Lineage: Eukaryota; Metazoa; Arthropoda; Insecta; Diptera; Drosophilidae. The transcript is spliced from 4 exons.